AUGGCUACGAAGGGGUUGUAUUAUACCCCACUCGGUACUGACGGGUCGGAAUAUGCUCACAGACAACGGGUGGCCAGUCAUUAUCAAAUAAGCGCUCUAAAUAAAUCAAGACUCAAAUACUGUAUAUUCUUUCAUUAUCUGCUGUUUUUUGCAAUGUUGGCGAAGCUCUCUGCUGAUAUAUUAGAUAAACUAGACAUAUUUAUAUUAGAAAUUGAAGAACUUGACAUUCCUAAGCCAUUAUGGUGGGAAUACAUAUGGUGCAUCAGUCUUCUGUUAUCAUUCUUAGGUUUGGAUGCAAUUAAGAAGAACAGAGUUGCCCCCAUGAGAAACUAUAUGAUGGGCCUUACAAUAUUUGGUUUCCUGCCACUACUUUAUGCUGUAAUAUAUUACUUUCCAGAUGUGUGGACAUAUCUGACAUUUGAGGAAGAGGAGGAACUAGAAGAAAUUCACCUAUGGCAGGGUUACCCCUAUGGAAUGUUGUGUUAUGCAUUUAUACUCUUAGCCAUUCAAGUUCACUUAUUUUCCAUGUAUUUUGCAUGGAACCUAUUGACAGCAUGGAAACCCAAAGGUACCAAAAAAUUUGAGUGA
Phaedon cochleariae (mustard beetle) is the source of this 588-nucleotide messenger RNA. NCBI's taxonomy places the organism in Eukaryota, Metazoa, Arthropoda, Insecta, Coleoptera, Chrysomelidae. The record is from the annotation of a GenBank genome assembly.